ACUUUUAUUUAUAUAAGCGAAUACAUUGAAAAAUAAAGCACCAUAGAAUUAUCGAUCCUCUCUGAUCUCGUCCGAUAUCUCAUUCCAAUAUGCAUAUAGUGUCCUAAUUUAACAAGGUAACAGACUUAUUAGGACAUUAUCUAUCUUCAUUAUUGAUAAUGGUAGCUUCAUCAGUAAGCAGUGCCGCAGUGAGUUGCACGUUGGAAGAGAUGUUGGAAUCUAAAGAGAAAGAAAUGUACCAGCAGCAGUGGGUGCAAAAUGCACCACACCCGCCUUGUUUUUUUCGAGAGGUAUUCGAAAACGUUAGGGACACAAUUUUGCCGCCUAGUAACAGCAAGAAUGUGUGGUCAACUCUCGUUGUCAACGACAACCAACAACCUUUGUACAAAAGAGCGUUGGUGUUGUUGACGGAGAUUUUUCCCAUCCUUGCUUCUCUAAGAGGAUACAAUGCUCACAAGUUCAAAUUCGAUCUCAUGGCGGGUAUAACCGUUGCAAGUCUCGCCAUUCCUCAGUGUGUAGGAUUCGCUACUUUGGCUCAGCUAAGUCCCGAAUAUGGUUUAUGUAAGUUGCAUAUAACUAGUUAUAGAAUUUUCUAUAAAUGUUUUUCAUUUGGAAUCAUCAGGUUUGGAUUUCUGGUGGAUUAUCUUUCCCAUGCAACAAUAGUGGGGUUCUUGGCAGCAGCUGCCGUAGGCAUUGGAGCAUAUCAGUUUAUAGUGUUGUUAGGAAUCAAUAAAUUCACUAACAAAUCUGACUUGAUUUCUGUGAUCAAAAUAUUUUGGACAUCUUUAUUCAAGGAUCGAUCACAGUGGCAUCCUUACAGCUUUACUCUUGGAUUCUCAUUUCUUUGUUUCAUCCUAUUUGCCAGAUUCAUGGGGAGAAGGAACAAGAAACUGUUCUGGUUGCCAACAAUUGCUCCUCUGCUUUCAGUUAUUGUAUCUUCUAUUGUUGCAUAUACAGUGAAUUCUCAUCAAAUAAAUGUGAAGGACUACAAAGUUGAUGUGUUAGGAGAAAUCAAAGGAGGUAGCUUGAACCCAAUCUCAUUAUUGCAUCUCAACCUUAGUGACAAUUUUUUGGCUCCAUUGAUCAAAACAGGGUUAACCGUUGCUGUUAUUUCACUCACGGAAACUAUUGCCGUUGGUAGGUCAUUUGCAUCCAUAAGAGGAUACAAUCUUGAUCCCAAUAAAGAAAUGAUAUCCCUGGGUUUAACCAACAUUGUUGGAUCUUUCACGUCUUGUUACGUUGCAUCUGGUUCACUUUCACGCACUGCUCUAAAUUAUAGUUCAGGGGCUGAAACAACGGUGUCAAGCAUAGUGAUGGCAUUGACGGUUCUAAUAUCACUGAAAUUCUUGACGAGGCUAUUGUAUUACACUCCAAAAGCAAUCUUAGCAGCAAUAAUUAUAUCGAUAGUGCCUGGUCUUAUUGACAUUCAAAAAGCAUAUCAGAUUUGGAAGGUUGAUAAACUAGACUUUCUUGCUUGCGCUGCAGCCUUUUUUGGGGUCCUCUUUGCCUCUGUAGAGAUGGGCCUUGCAAUUGCGGUGACAAUAUCAUUUGCAAAGUUAAUUCUGGUGUCAAUUCAACCUGGAAUAACGGUUCUUGGAAGGCUUCCUGGAACAGAUGGAUUUGGUGACAUUGAGCAAUAUCCAAUGGGCCUCUCCAUUCCUGGCCUUCUUAUUCUUUCUCCAAAAUCCUCCUUCCUUUCUUUUGCAAAUGCAACUCUUGUCAGAGAAAGGAUUGAGAGAUGGGUGAAUGAUGGACACGUUGAGGAGGGCGAGGGAGGAAGCAAUUUAAAAUUCAUCAUUCUUGAUUCCUCAGGUCUUACGAAUAUUGACACAGCGGGAAUUGCUUCUUUGGAGGAACUGAACAAGAAUUUGACUUCACAUGGAGUAAAGUUGGUGAUAGCUAACCCAAGGUGGCAAGUAAUCCACAAGCUAAGAGUAGGUGACUUUGUGAGCAAAAUUGGAGGAAGAGUUUUCGUUUCUGUGGGUGAAGCUGUAGAUGCAUGUCUUGGUCUUGGUGCUGCCAAAAUGGCUAAUACUGUAUAACCCAACCACUAUAUAUCAAUAUCAUCAUCAUCAUCUUCUAGCUACCUACCUUUUUUUGCCCUUUCUUUUCAAUUUUCAUCAUCAAUGGAUAAUGAGCCAGGUGUUCCAAGAAUCAUGACAAGACAAUUUCUUUUUCUAGGGGGGAAAAUAGAAGAAAAACGUGGAAAUUAUUUCAAAGAAAAUGUUUAAUGAAUUAUAUUUUUGGUGGUAAUUAAUUGUCAAGA
This is a messenger RNA of Arachis ipaensis, 2266 nucleotides long. The record is from RefSeq and is a predicted model, not a curated record. NCBI's taxonomy places the organism in Eukaryota, Viridiplantae, Streptophyta, Magnoliopsida, Fabales, Fabaceae.